AUACCAGGGUGCGCUUCGAUCAUAUCGCGAGAUCUUUAAGACUCUCCUGCCUAUACCGCUGAUGUCGUCGCGAGAACGGAGUGACUUGCGUGAAAUAAUCCGGUGUUGGUCUCCGAGGCUAACCAGCUAUCAUGGGGAACAUUUUUGGCAACCUUUUGAAGAGCCUCAUUGGGAAAAAGGAGAUGCGGAUUUUAAUGGUCGGGCUGGAUGCAGCUGGGAAGACCACAAUCUUGUACAAACUAAAACUGGGAGAGAUAGUGACUACCAUUCCUACUAUUGGUUUUAACGUGGAGACUGUUGAGUAUAAAAAUAUCAGUUUUACAGUGUGGGAUGUUGGUGGCCAGGACAAAAUCCGACCUCUGUGGCGUCACUACUUCCAGAACACACAAGGUCUCAUCUUUGUGGUGGACAGCAACGACCGUGAGCGAGUGAAUGAAGCCAGAGAAGAGCUGAUGAGGAUGCUGGCAGAGGAUGAACUGAGAGACGCUGUACUCCUUAUCUUUGCCAACAAGCAGGAUCUGCCAAAUGCCAUGAAUGCUGCAGAAAUUACAGAUAAGCUGGGUCUCCACUCCCUGCGCCAUCGUAACUGGUACAUCCAGGCCACUUGUGCCACCAGUGGAGAUGGUCUAUAUGAGGGUCUGGACUGGUUAGCCAAUCAGCUCAAGAACAAGAAAUGAGAAACAGAAGCAGACCGGAUCCAAGAGGAGCCGGGGUGGGCGAAGAGUCACCUGAGUGGCAGCUCAUCAGGGAGCACCAGUGGUUUCCAAGUUUCUUUCAUUCUGUUUACAAGCAGAGACCAACAGGAUUUGGGUCAUUUCAGACCGUUUAACCCCUCGCUAUGUCUCACCUAACAGAUCUGUGAGAUGAUUGGGGAAGCACCCAUGAUUCAUAUUCAUAUUUCCUAGUGAAGUUAGACAUGUUUUGCUGUUCUCAUGUGAUUUUAAACAUCUCAGUUUCUUGUGUCUCUACACUGUAAAUAUAUAAAAGACAGAAACGGGGAGUGAAUGAAAAGCUUUUACUUAUAUUAAUAUUGUGGGAGCAAAUCUUAAAUGCAGGUCAUUUAAACUAUAUUAACUACACUGAUAGAUGAGAAACCUGUUGAUUCAGUUUCCCAAAAUAUUUAAAUAAAAUCAAGUGAAGUGUUAACACAAUGAAGAAACAUGUUGUGCGUUUUGCUACAGUGGUGUCGUUUUGCUACUGAAAAUUGAAUAUGCAUUGUGAUUUAUUAUUAGCAUAUCAGCCAGACUUCAUGACUGUCAGUGUUACAGACAAAGUGGUGAUGAUGCUCUUAUUGCAUGUAUUCACACAAUAACCAGUGUCUCUGCACAGGUUGCUGAGCAAGCUUUGGUAAGUGCUGAAUGUAAAUAGAUCUGAAUGUAGAGCUCUUGUCUUGGCAUGCAUAUUUUGCAAACGAUUAAAUAGCACAUUGUUCCGUUUUCAAGAACUGUUUUUCUGUGCUUAUAUUGUUCACUACCCAAGCUGCUGUUCUGUUGUGUAGCUAAUUGCGUUUGUUUCACCCAUUGCACACUGUCGUCUGUGUCACGCCGUGCAGACAUGCUCAUUGACUCUGUCCUUGCAUUCGUGUUAGUUACUUCUUGCUAGUGUUGUAUGGGCAGAUCUGAGGAGCUGAACAAGAGCUGAUCUCUAUAGACCUCUGACAGGAAAGAUUGUCAAAGCGACUUUACAGUAGACGCAGGUACUAAUAGACUCAAGUAUUUAUGGCUGUGUGUGUAUGCUCAUGAAUGACUAAGUGUGUUUAUAUAUUACACGCUUAAUAAAGCAUGCAUUUAGAUCA
This is a messenger RNA of Carassius carassius (crucian carp), 1795 nucleotides long. Its product is annotated as ADP-ribosylation factor 3-like. The record is from RefSeq and is a predicted model, not a curated record. The transcript has 5 exons. Gene Ontology annotation, biological process: intracellular protein transport; vesicle-mediated transport. Lineage: Eukaryota; Metazoa; Chordata; Actinopteri; Cypriniformes; Cyprinidae. Bases 132 to 677 code for a protein of 181 amino acids. Gene Ontology annotation, cellular component: cytoplasm; plasma membrane. Gene Ontology annotation, molecular function: GTP binding; GTPase activity.